Messenger RNA from Plasmodium knowlesi strain H, 3177 nucleotides. Its product is annotated as AP2 domain transcription factor AP2-L, putative. NCBI's taxonomy places the organism in Eukaryota, Apicomplexa, Aconoidasida, Haemosporida, Plasmodiidae. Gene Ontology annotation, biological process: regulation of DNA-templated transcription. The coding region runs from base 1 to 3177 and encodes 1058 amino acids. The record is from RefSeq and is a predicted model, not a curated record. The transcript has a single exon. Gene Ontology annotation, molecular function: DNA-binding transcription factor activity.
AUGAUACUACUGAGACAGAACAAUCUGAACCAAUUUGAGAGGGCGCAGGAUUUGGGGAGGUUAAAACAAUUGCAGGAGGAAGAAGAAGAAGGAAAAAAGCUAAACUCAAAAUUGCAGAGUGUAAAGUUACUAGAUAUUAAGAAGGAGGAAUUCAAGACCAUUUCCAUACCGUUGGUUUUAUAUUACUUUUUUAAAUAUUAUUCUGAGUUUAAUUUAAAAAAUGGAAGAGAGAAUUUGCAAUAUUCAUUAGUCAUUGAUGGGGAUGUGUACCUGGGCUAUGAGGUGACACCCUUCAUCGUUGUUUUGGUUAGGGAUGACCAUGGAUGUGAUGAAUUCGUUUUAAAUAAAAACGACUCAACUAAUGUAGAUGUAUGUUUAACAGAAAAGUUUUCCAACAAAGUGUAUGUAACAAAAUGCGAAGAAAGUAAUAAGAGCGAUAUUUUACGAAAGUCUAUUCCUAUAAGAAGUGUGCACCAUCCUUUUGAACAGAAUGAUAGCAAUUAUAGUAGUAGCCACUCCCUCAAUGUCGAGGAAGUUUUGAGUGGAAAAGAUGAAAUGCGCAGGAAGGAGGUACCAAAUGUGCAUAUGCACGAUGGGAAUCUUCCUAAUGCACUUAUAGAUGGAGUAGAAAUGGCUGAUUGUUACUCCGGCUGCUAUUACGUAGAUGAAUUCAGAUCGUACCUAUUUGUUAUGUUUGAUGAGUUCAGCCAAAAAAUGAUAAUAAGCGCAUUCCCAGUGGAAAAGUAUGGGUUCGAUAGAAGCAAACGUUUUGUUCUUAGAUUCAGUGAGUACGAAGAUUUAAUAAGGAAGGCCAUGGAAAAAAGGAGAACUGAUGAAAAUGGUUCACCAUUAUUUUAUGUACAUGGGGAUAGUUGCCCAAGUGAGAAGGUGAAGGAUAACAACAAAGGGAAAGACAUUUUAGAAAAACUCUUCCGUAAUUAUUUUUUUUACCUAAGAAGGGAGUUUGCCUUUUUUGGGAAGGACACAAUGCUAGGUGAAUGUGCGUCGACAGAAGGAUGCGGAAAUAAUUUUUUUGGCAGCGGGGAAAACAGAGACAACAAUGAUAAUUCGAGUGGGUAUAGCAACAACGGGUACAAUCACAACGGGUACAACCACAACGGAUACAACUCCAACGGAUACAAUUCCAACGGAUACAACAGCAAUAGUGAUAACAACGGAGACUACAACAACAGCUAUUAUAAUAGCGGAAGUAGCAACAACGGAGACAACAACAGUGGCGGUAAUAACGGUGGAAAUAACAACAACAAUAACAAUAACAAUGGAAGCGACGAUAAUGAUGACAACGAUGAGAACGAUGACUGCAAUGAAAAUGAAGAUAGCAACGAAAACGAUGAGAGCCAUGAAAAUGAGGAAACCAACGAAAAUGAGGAAACCAACGAAAAUGAGGAAACCAAUGAAAAUGAGGAGUACAAUAGUAAUAACGAAAACAAUAGCAACGAUAACUACAAGUUUGUGGAUAACUACGCCUGCAUGGAUUUGGACGCGAAGAAGGGGUUAAGUGGGGAGUUCUUAAAUUGCAGCAAGUAUACAAAUAAUACUAAUAAAAGUGAAGUUAGCACAAAUUAUUUUGAAAAUAGCUGUAACAUUAGUGCGAACAAUAGUAACAGCGGGUGUUACGAAGAGAGCAGUAAUUUAUACUUAAACAAUGAGGAGGGAAUGACGCUUACAAGUAUUCACCUUCAAAAUGGGCAGCGUCUUAAUGGGGAUGAUAGCGUAGCGCUUUACGACAAUAUCGGAGGAGGAAGCAACUUAGAUCAAGAAAACACAAAUAGUGAUAAUGUGUAUAAUAAUAUUCGCAGUUAUAUGGAAAACUACAUGGAUAAUAACAAUGUACAUAUAAUAAAUGCUUGUAAAAGAGAUUCUUGCAGCACCAAUGAAGAGCAGAUUUCUAACAAUUCCCUGAAUGAUAGUAUCAAAAUGAAAGAUGAAAUUUUGUACAAUGCGAACGACUUGGUGUACCAUAGUGAGGGGCUAAACGUGAAGGACGAAAUGAACGAACCAUACGAGCCGAACUUCCUGUCUCAUAAGAGGAGCAGCCUAGAUGUUGAUUACAAACAUUUGGACACGGGAGUGCAGAAAAAAAUUAACAAAAAAAGAAAUAAAACCAAGUUGGAAAAGAGCAAUAAAAAUCUGGAAGAUGAAAAGAAAGAAGUUCUCACUAAGGUGUCCCAAAUAACCAGAGUGGGUGGAGUAUGCUUCGAUAAGAAUAGGCAGAGAUGGAUUGCACACUGGAAAAUUGAUGGAAAAUAUCAUAAGCAUUAUUUUCCAAUAAGUCAGUACGGAUUUGAAAAUGCACGAGAGAGAGCCAUCAGUUGUAGAAAGCAAGCAGAGAAGCUUUUCAACUUGCCAGAAAUACAACCACGAAGUAGAUGGAACCAAGUCAAAACGAAUGGAACUUCUCACAUUAAGAAGGUAGCCAAGUUACCAAGAUGCGAAGGAGUUGCGUAUGAUGAGUUGUCACAGAGUUGGGUUAGUACCUUUGUUGUACAUAAAAAGUUUUCCAUCGAAGACUUGGGUUUUUACGAAGCUAGAGAUAAAGCCAUUUACUGCAGGAAAGCUUUCGAAAAGGUAAACAUACAUGACGAUUAUGAAAUUUUGCUCAAAGAUAGACUAGGAAUAAGUAAUGAGGAAAAGGAAGAACUGGGUGCCCUUUUCAACAUUGAUAAAAGUGCACUGGAAAAAUUAGACGCGCCAAAUAAUGUUGGGGGGGAGACUAAGGUAAAGAGCAAAGUGGAGAAAAUAAAGGUGAAGGAUAACAAUGACUACUCGUUAGAGAGUAGCAAUGGAGAAAAUAUGAAUGGCGGUGGUGCCUACCCGGAUGUCAAAAUAUCCAACGAGCAGUAUUUAAAAAUAACGCAGGAAGCCAUCGAAAUGAUUUUAAGCAACAUAAAACAUAAGUCUCUACCGGAGAUUAAAAUGAAACUAAUUAACAAAGAGAAAUUUGAGAAUUAUAACACCCUCCUGGAUAAGCACUUCAAAUUUAUUACAUCAGUGAAGAAUAUAUCGCAGCUGCAGCCGUACAUAUCCCUUUUCCACAAAUUUAUUAUUUACCAUACACUUCCUCAUAACAUAUCCUUAAGGAAGCAGCUGUUCAUUAUUGAGGCGUUAGAGUGGUCUUCCUUUUUUUCAGGGGCAGCUAGCCAGAAGGUUGACUAA